AUGGAGCAGGACAGCAAGCCUCCCCACGCCGACGUGCGUCGCAACCAGCAAGUCGACAAUGCCAUUCGCGCCAUUCGAGAGAAGAAGCCCGUCCCCGAGAUUGACUUCACCAUCCACACCAUGGAAGAUGGCACGCAAGUGAGCACGUUGGAGAGAGUGUGCAAAGAUGUUCAAGCGCCCGCCAUGACCAAGCCUACCGAAGAACAGUUUUUCCAAGACGACACUCACUCCAAACCUGACAUCGCCUUUCUCAAGCAGCACUUCUAUCGCGAGGGUCGUCUGACGGAGGAACAAGCACUCUGGAUUCUUCGCAAGGGUACCGAAAUCUUGCAGAACGAGCCCAACCUCCUCGAGAUGGACGCCCCCAUCACCGUUUGUGGCGAUGUUCACGGCCAGUACUACGAUUUGAUGAAGCUAUUUGAAGUCGGUGGCGACCCAGCCGAGACCCGCUACCUGUUCCUGGGCGAUUACGUUGACCGAGGAUAUUUCAGUAUCGAAUGCGUUUUGUAUCUGUGGUCGCUGAAGAUUCACUACCCCAACACUCUAUGGUUGCUGCGAGGAAACCACGAGUGCCGUCACUUGACCGACUACUUCACCUUCAAGCUUGAAUGCAAGCACAAGUACUCGGAGGCUGUCUACGAUGCCUGCAUGGAGUCUUUUUGCAGCUUGCCAUUGGCAGCUGUGAUGAACAAACAGUUUUUGUGUAUCCAUGGUGGUCUCAGCCCUGAAUUACAUACACUUGACGACUUGAGAAAUAUUGACCGGUUCCGAGAGCCUCCUACACAAGGUCUCAUGUGCGAUAUUCUCUGGGCAGACCCUCUAGAAGACUUUGGCCAGGAAAAGACGACCGACUUCUUCUUGCACAACCACGUGCGUGGCUGCUCGUACUUCUUUUCAUACCAUGCCGCUUGCGCAUUCCUCGAGAAAAACAACCUCCUAUCUAUUAUCCGGGCACACGAGGCUCAAGAUGCUGGGUACCGCAUGUAUCGAAAGACGCGUACUACCGGUUUCCCCAGCGUCAUGACCAUCUUUUCUGCUCCCAACUAUCUUGACGUGUACAACAACAAGGCCGCGGUGCUCAAAUACGAAAAUAACGUCAUGAACAUCCGGCAGUUCAACUGCACGCCUCAUCCAUACUGGUUGCCCAACUUUAUGGACGUCUUCACGUGGUCUCUGCCAUUCGUAGGUGAGAAGAUUACGGAUAUGUUGAUUGCCAUUCUCAGCACCUGCUCUGAAGAGGAGCUCAAGGAGGAGACGCCGUCUUCGACCAGCCCACACUCGCCAACCACUUCCCAAGUAGGCGACGACCCCAAUUCGAUCGAGUUUAAGCGGAGAGCGAUCAAGAACAAGAUUCUGGCUAUUGGUCGCAUGUCACGCGUCUUCCAGGUGCUUCGAGAGGAGUCCGAGAAGGUUACCGAGCUCAAGACUGUCUCCGGAGGCAGGCUGCCUGCAGGCACGCUCAUGCUUGGCGCUGAAGGUAUUAAGAAUGCGAUAAGCUCGUUUGAGGAUGCGCGAAAGGUGGAUUUGCAAAAUGAACGUCUGCCCCCCAGUCACGAAGAAGUCGUGAAGCACCAGGAGGAGGAGCGGGCUACUGCUCUGCAAAAGGCGGCCCAGGAGGCUGAUAAUGAUAAGAAGCUGCACCAGCUUUCUCGGAGACUUAGCACGUAA
Molecule: messenger RNA, 1668 nt
Organism: Metarhizium acridum CQMa 102
Lineage: Eukaryota; Fungi; Ascomycota; Sordariomycetes; Hypocreales; Clavicipitaceae
Product: 3',5'-cyclic-nucleotide phosphodiesterase (PDEase) (3':5'-CNP), variant 2
Biological process (GO): calcineurin-mediated signaling; fungal-type cell wall organization
Cellular component (GO): cytoplasm; calcineurin complex
Molecular function (GO): calmodulin binding; calmodulin-dependent protein phosphatase activity
Source: RefSeq, a predicted model, not a curated record